UUCAAAGAAAUUAAUAAUAGUUAAUUUCCACAAUAGAUAACAAAUUAUGGAAAAAUCUAUUCUGUGAUAUCACAGUGUAAUAAUUUAUACGUUGUACAAACGUGAUACAAGAUAUAAAUUUCAAAUUUAGUUGAAAAAACGCGUACAUAAAAUGUUUUAUUUAUUUUAUUUAAUUGUCUGUUUAAGUAACUAAACUAUAAAAUUGUUAUAUCACUUUUAUCUUAAAAUCUUAAUUAUAAUUAUAUUAUUAUUAUAUGAAAUAUUAUUUAUCAAUAUUAUCAAAUGAAAAAUGAAUAGUACAACAAAUAUUAAUAAUAAUCAAGAAUAUCAAAUUAAUAUAUUAAGAAAUGGAAUUAAGAAUAUUGAUAUAACUGAAAACAAAAAUAAAAGUAUUGAAGACAUUAGUCAUGAUAUUCAAAAUCUACACAUAGUGAUGUCACUUAAAAACCAGAAUGAAAAUCUUGAUUCAUAUACUGUGUGUUCAUUAUUAACGGAACAAGUUCUAAGAACUUACAACUUAACUUUAUGUAACAAAAAAUACAAUAAUAGUGACAAAUAUUCAAAAAUUAAAAAGGAAAAAUCUAAAGUUAAAAAAAAAAGUUCAUUAGAAGUGUUCAAUAUGACACAGGAGUAAUGUAUUAUACAAAAAAAAUGUGAAGGAGAAUUAAAUAAAUAUAAUUAUGGUGGCAAAUUUAAGUGUGCAUUUUGUAAUGAUCAAUAUUUCAAACGAUGUCAGCUUGUUAAACAUAUUAAUAUGAAACAUAAUAAAGAUUGUACAAAAUAUUAUUGUAAUUUAUGUAAUAGAUUUUUUUUUAAAGAAAAUGAUCUUAUUAAACAUAAAAAACAACAUAUAGGAAAUAAAUACAAGUGCUAUAUUUGUCAUAAA
Daktulosphaira vitifoliae (grape phylloxera) is the source of this 886-nucleotide messenger RNA. RefSeq lists its product as uncharacterized. The transcript is spliced from 4 exons. The coding region runs from base 290 to 634 and encodes 114 amino acids. The record is from RefSeq and is a predicted model, not a curated record. NCBI's taxonomy places the organism in Eukaryota, Metazoa, Arthropoda, Insecta, Hemiptera, Phylloxeridae.